CGUUCACAGUGUUCACCGCCUGAGAGAUAUUAGAGGAGAAGAAACAGUCUGAAGGAAAAUGGUGGCAUCUACCCCUGAAGGAGCUGCCGUGACAGGAACCUCUGGUCUGGGCACUACAGCCAGGGAUGUCUCAACCUUCCUGGACUCUAAGUUUCGUUACCGCCUCUUCCCCGUCGUCUAUGGCAUCAUCUUCAUCCUCGGCCUCUUCGCCAACAUCUAUGUGCUGUUUGUUGUGCGCCGCCUCCGCGUAGCCAAGUCCAUGGGUGAAAUCCGCAUCUACAUGACCAACUUGACCAUUGCCGACCUUCUUUUCGUGGCCACCCUUCCCUUCUGGAUUGGCUACUACAGUCGCGAUGGUGACUGGUUGUACACAGACUACAUGUGCCGGCUGGCGGGGUCGUUGUUCUUCAUCAACACCUACUGCUCCAUCUUCUUCCUCGGAGCCAUCAGUGUCAACAGGUACUGGGCGGUCACCCGGCCUCUGGACGCAGCCUCCUCCGACCACAGGCGCCGUGGCAUCAUCGUGUGCAUCGUCAUCUGGGCAUUGACCAUAGGGGCGGCGAUUCCUCAAUUGAAGGAUCCAGGAACCUACACUGACGAGAACAACUUCACUCGCUGCUUUGAGGGAUAUCAAAAUGAGACUGAUAAACAGAAGAAAAAUGUGGCUGCCACUCAUUUUGCGAUAAUUGGAAUGUUCUGUGUCGUCUUUUUUCUUGUUGUGCUCUGCAAUUGCCUUAUCGCUCGUGCGUUACUGUAUCAAAAUCCUUCCCAGCCUGAAUUAAGAUCUGCAUCAACUAUGUCCAGAAAGUCCAAAAGGCCCAGGGGGGUGAAACGCAGGGCUCUCCAGAUGUUGCUGGCAGUGGUGGGAGUGUUCUCUCUGUGUUUCCUGCCCCACCAUAUCAUCCAAGGCCCCUGGACACUGGCGGUGUUGCAGAUCAACCAGGGCUGGGGCCACGUGAACUGGGACCAGGGCACUCUCCAGGCGCUCAACGACGCCCAUCAGAUCACCUUGGUCCUCAUGGGCCUCAACUGCAUCCUGGAUCCUGUCGUCUAUUUUUUCGCCACAAGGAAGUUCAGAAGGUUCAUCGUGUCUCACGUUAAAAGAAUCGGAAGGGGAGAAGGGUGCUCGCACACGGCCACCUCUCAGAUCUCUAUGGACAGCAAAAAUCCAAGCCAGAGACUUCAUGGUGAGAUCCAACAACCUGGCAUGGAUUGAUUCAGACAUUUGUAAUAGUUGUAUAAAAAUGUAGAUGUUUAUUAAACGGGCACAUGAGCCUGUCAGGAGGGUUUGUGCUUGGCAUGUCAAAGUGUCCUUGGUGUGUUGUGCUGGGAUGCAUCGUGGGUGCAAGACCACGCCUCUCUUGUUGCGACUCGUUAAAAAUUACACACCACACAGGAGUCUGUGAAUAUUCACAUAUGCUGUGAGAAUUUAUGUCUGAGUUGCACCAGUCAUCCUGCUCUUCCUGUGUGAAGUGGAAGCUGAAAAGCAGAAGUUUUGCAAGCAGAAGUGAUAAAACACAACUCAUGUACCAAAUGCACUUCAUCAGUUUGUUAAAUUAACUGAAGAGACACCAGACACAAAGUCAGCUAUUUAAAACAUAUGGUGCCUUAGCUCCUAUCUAGAUUACACACACACAACAUCUUAGUAAAAUAAAGAAGUAAUCAAAGAAAUCUCAUUUGACCGUUUUGUGACACUUGGUAGGAUCAGUUGUAAUCUGGAUAGUAAAAUGUGGAUCACGUCUGUUUUCACAAAUCCCUUCUCACAUGACGCCUUUCCAGCAUAGCAGGUUCGUGAUGAUGAAGGUGAUCGCUACGUGUGGAUAAGCACGCCUGGAAAAGUCCUAUCUGGCAUUGUGAAACCAGGGAACAGAGGUUAUAACGCUUGAGUUGUGCUUCCCCUCUGCCAUCCAAUAUUGUGAAAUCCCAUCUAUGUUUCGUGGUGAAAGAAAAGAGCCCAUGACUGACUGUGGGAAAGAAAGCUGUACAUAUCUGCUGUAACGCCAAAAAGGAUUUUCUGAUGCAUUUGAGCAGCUGUGGUUGUCUUGUGCUCUAUUCAAAAGGUGUGUGCAGUGUCCCGGAACAUCUUCCAAAAGUACGAUUUGUUUGUACUACCAUAAUCCUGUAAUAACAUUGUUAUGUGUGGAUUUCAUUUGCUGUGACUGUGAUGAUUAAUUUAAA
Molecule: messenger RNA, 2178 nt
Organism: Limanda limanda (common dab)
Lineage: Eukaryota; Metazoa; Chordata; Actinopteri; Pleuronectiformes; Pleuronectidae
Gene: ptafr
Product: platelet-activating factor receptor
Exons: 2
Coding region: 59-1216 (385 amino acids)
Biological process (GO): G protein-coupled receptor signaling pathway; chemotaxis
Cellular component (GO): membrane
Molecular function (GO): platelet activating factor receptor activity; G protein-coupled purinergic nucleotide receptor activity
Source: RefSeq, a predicted model, not a curated record